GUCACAGGGUAUCGGCUGUGUGAACACUGCAGACACGCGUGGAAAGAGAUGCAGACGGAGCGUGCAAAGAGGAUGGACUCUGCAGGAGAAGAAGCGUCCCUGAAUUCACCUGAGCUGCCCUGGAACCAGCUCUAUUGGAAGAGAAGGACUGAGUCCAGGAUCCAGUUAAGGAGGAGAGUGUGCUUCACUGGCCCUGCUGCUGCUGCUGCUGUUACCGGGGUAUUGGCAAUCCUCAUACUGGCUGCUGGCAGUGUGAGCAGCAACAGUGAGUUUGUGACAGUCCCGAGCUCAGUGAAGUGUACUGAGGGGCAGGACUGUAUCCUGAGCUGCACCUUCAACUACACAGCUGGAGGCUGGUCAGGUGUGACCUGGAGACAAGCACAAAUGGACCACAUCGUUCACGGUUACUAUAACAACAGGUACCAGCUUGCCCAUCAGCUCCCUCAGUAUGUGAACAGGACCAGCCUGUUUGAUUCUGAGCUGCAGCGCGGGAACGCUUCACUGCUGCUGAGGAGAGUCAGGGAGGGAGACGCUGGGAAAUACACGUGCUUCGUUAAGGGUACUAGACUGUAUGGGUUGGGCCUGACUGAGGUAGUCGUGGUUCCGGCUCAACCCACAACAGCACCAGCUCAUGUGACAGCCCCAAGCUCAGUGAAGUGUACUGAGGGGCAGGACUGUAUCCUGAGCUGCACCUUCAACUACACAGGUUUAGGCUGGGAUGAGAAGUCAGGUGUGAUCUGGAGAAGAGCAGAAAUGGACCACAUCGUUCACAGUUACCAUGACAACUGGGAGCAGCUUGCCCAUCAGCUCCCUCAGUAUGUGAGCAGAACCAGCCUGUUUGAUUCUGAGCUGCAGCGCGGGAACGCUUCACUGCUGCUGAGGAGAGUCAGAGAGGAAGAUGCUGGAGAAUACAGGUGCUCUGUUUCCACUCCUAGACUGUCCGGGUCGGGCCUGACUGAGGUAGUCGUGGUUCCGGCUCAACGACACGCCUGGUGGGGUUUUGGAGCAGUUCUUCUUUGUGUGAUUGCAGGGCUCUGUGUCGGUCUGUGGCUCUAUAAAAACACACACAGGUCACAGCUGGAAGUCCAACAAGGCUUCUAGUCCAGCACAGGCAGUGCUGUUAUCAGACGUGAAACGUGAUCAGUGUUGAAGAGAAAUUUUAAAAAUCACAUUGUUUCUGAGACAAUUGAACUAUUAUCUGUACUCUCGUUGUCUUUGCACACUAUCAGAACAAUCCAGCAAAGAGAGACAGUAGUUUAUUCAACAUGACAUUAACCUCUUCAGCUCCAGGAUGCACAUCAAAGGAAAGAGCACUUGCAGUACCACGCCCUGCCUGCGCACGUCAAGGUUUGCCGUCUGUUCUCUGGGGUUUUUAUUUUCAAUCUGAUCUCUUUGUAUUCAUGCUCUGAGGCAGGGUUAGUGUGUGUGUUUUGAAGUCGGGGAGGAGAGAUGGAAAUCAUCAGGUGACUUUAUUAUCCAGUUGCGUUCCGUGCACAAAUCCCUCUCUAUCUGUGAAGACAUUGACAAGAGCUGGAGACGAUCAACGAUCUCAAGUAUAUACAGAGUAUUUCAUUGUAUUAUUUCUGCAGUUUUGCUUGUCUACCUUUAUUUUAUAUUCGUAUUUGACUGCAAAAAAUAUAUGGCAGCGUACAUGGAUUGUGAGAAGAGGAGCGCUGAAGAGUUUGAGCCGUGUUCGGAGGAUUUCUGAAAGCAGCGACAGCACUUGGAGUAUCUUUUACAGUGCUGGGACAAAAUUCUGUGAAGCCAGAAAUACUUGCAACCAAAACAUUGCCAGAAAUGUGACGGCCUGUUACAGUAUAUGAAGUAUGUAUUGUCAGUGAAAUUUGGUUUCUUUUUUUCAUAGAUGAAAACCGCCUAAUAAAAGGCUUGCAAAUAUUCAUAUAAUAUAAUAUAUUUACAGUACUUGCAAAGCACAGCACUGGAGAUGAAACAACACAUUAGUAAUUAUCCCUGCAUCAGUUCUCCUGUUUAUCUAGUUCAUUGUUUAAGUGUCCUUAUAGCAAAGUCCUGGUUCUAUCUAAUUGCUUAUCUUUGCCUCAUUAACCCAUUUGAAGAUUUCUCUGCUACACGCACCUGACUUUUGGAGAGUCAGUUUUUGUGUAGAGAAGGAGAGAGAAGAGUGUGGUUGCUGUAUUUUCUAAUCUCCAGAUUCAAUUGUCAUGUUGACUUUAAAUGUUGAAUUUGAUUUGCAUUUUCAAUAUUUAUAAAUUAUAACUGAAAGUACGCAUUUCAGAACUUUGAAGUAUGUUUUUGUUAACAUUUAUGUAUUAAGGUAAAUCUGAAAAA
Messenger RNA from Acipenser ruthenus (sterlet), 2307 nucleotides. RefSeq names its product CD276 antigen-like. Gene Ontology annotation, cellular component: external side of plasma membrane. The record is from RefSeq and is a predicted model, not a curated record. Gene Ontology annotation, biological process: cell surface receptor signaling pathway; cellular response to lipopolysaccharide; immune response. The transcript is spliced from 3 exons. Bases 49 to 1101 code for a protein of 350 amino acids. NCBI's taxonomy places the organism in Eukaryota, Metazoa, Chordata, Actinopteri, Acipenseriformes, Acipenseridae.